AUGCCUCAUCGUCACACUACCACUAGAACAACUACCACCCGCCGCCACCACGGCGGCUUGUUUGGCCGCGCGCAGCCAGUGCAUCACCAGAAGCCUGUACACCACCAGAAGCGCCAUGCGACGCUUGGUGACAAAGUCAGCGGCGCAUUGUUAAAGCUCAAGGGCACUAUCACGCACAGGCCGGGGCAAAAGGCUGCUGGCACCCGCCGAAUGCACGGCACAGACGGUCGAGGAAGCCGUCGUUCCAGGCUCUCGUCACAUCGCAAGUACCGUUACUAA
This is a messenger RNA of Xylaria bambusicola, 279 nucleotides long. RefSeq lists its product as uncharacterized. The transcript has 2 exons. The record is from RefSeq and is a predicted model, not a curated record. NCBI's taxonomy places the organism in Eukaryota, Fungi, Ascomycota, Sordariomycetes, Xylariales, Xylariaceae. The coding region runs from base 1 to 279 and encodes 92 amino acids.